This is a messenger RNA of Emiliania huxleyi CCMP1516, 1111 nucleotides long. RefSeq lists its product as hypothetical. The coding region runs from base 34 to 1014 and encodes 326 amino acids. Lineage: Eukaryota; Haptophyta; Isochrysidales; Noelaerhabdaceae. The transcript is spliced from 12 exons. Gene Ontology annotation, cellular component: nucleus; cytoplasm. The record is from RefSeq and is a predicted model, not a curated record. Gene Ontology annotation, molecular function: protein serine/threonine phosphatase activity.
CUCGUUGCGCCAGCGCAGCAGGCGCGCAGCGCCAUGGCCGGCCACCUGGACGUCGACUCAAUCAUCGAGCGGCUCAUGGCCGUCAAGAGCGCACGGCCGGGCACCUGCGUGCCCAUCGCUGAUAAGGAGGCGGCAGCGCUCGUCGCGGCGGCGGAGGAGGUCGUCUCUGGCCAGCCGGCGCUGCUUGAGCUGGAGGCGCCGAUGCAGAUCGUGGGCGACAUCCAUGGGCAGUACUCGGACCUGCUUCGGCUGCUCGACUUCAGCGGCCUCCCCACCGGACCAAAGGGGCCGCGCUACGUCUUCCUCGGCGACUACGUCGACCGCGGUGCCAACGGGCUCGAGUGCAUGUUCCUGCUGAUGGCGCUCAAAGUCAAGCACCCCGACCAGAUCUGGUUGCUGCGCGGAAACCACGAGCACGCCGCAAUCAACCGCGUGUACGGCUUCCACGACGAGUGCAAGCGCCGCUACUCGGUCAAGCUGUGGAAGCAGUUCCAGGAGCUCUUCAACUGGCUGCCCCUCGCCGCGCUCAUCGACCAGCGCAUCUUUUGCCUCCACGGCGGUCUCUCGCCGAACCUUGUCACGCCGAGCGACAUCUCGGCGCUGAAGCGGCCGCUCGAGGUGCCAGACACGGGCCUGCUCUGCGACUUGCUCUGGUCCGACCCAGACGUCAGCGUGACGGGCUGGGGAGAGAACGACCGCGGUGUCUCGUACACGUUUGGACCCGACCGCGUGCACACCUUCCUCGAGCGGAACGACCUCGACCUGAUCGUGCGCGCGCACCAGGUGGUGGAAGAUGGGUACGAGUUCUUUGGCGACCGGAGCCUCGUCACCGUCUUCUCCGCGCCAAACUAUUGCGGGGACUUUGACAACUCGGGCGCGAUGAUGCGGGUCGACGAGAACUUGGUCUGCUCCUUCCAGGUGCUCAAGCCGGUGGACUCGAAUGGGCAGCGGUGGGGCGGCGGCAGCCGGACGGGCACGCCACCGCGCAGCCGACUAGACCAUCGAAAGGCGUAGCCCGCGCGGCCUGGCCUUUCCUUGCUGUACAGUCCGCGACAGUCGAGUGCGUCCCACCGCCCGCCAUCUACUGUUCCGCAGCCCGCCCCAGCACAGC